Molecule: messenger RNA, 441 nt
Organism: Balearica regulorum gibbericeps (East African grey crowned-crane)
Lineage: Eukaryota; Metazoa; Chordata; Aves; Gruiformes; Gruidae
Source: RefSeq, a predicted model, not a curated record
UACAUCGCUGUGCACAUCAUACCUGAUCAGAUGAUGUCCUUUGGAGGCUCCACCGAUCCCUGCGCGCUCUGCAGCCUGUACAGCAUCGGCAAAAUAGGAGGGCAGCAGAACAAGACUUACACCAAGCUCCUGUGUGAUCUGAUCUCUAAGCACUUGCACGUAUCUGCAGACAGGGUGUACAUCAACUACUUUGACAUGAAUGCUGCCAAUGUGGGCUGGAAUGGUUCCACCUUUGCAUAGAGCUCUCCUGUCUGUCUGAAGAGGCUGCUUCUGGACCGACCCUCAUCCUGCCCCUUAGCAGAAACCACCACACAAGUGGCCCCAUGUUGCAUUUUGUGCACUCUCACAGAUUGACGACUCCUUGCUAGUGUGUUUAAAUAUUGCUGCUUCAACAUUCCUCUGUUUUCUCCAUGUAGAAAACAAAUAAAGAUUUAGAAUUAA